Pipra filicauda (Wire-tailed manakin) is the source of this 2458-nucleotide messenger RNA. It is a transcript of the gene GDE1, whose product is annotated as glycerophosphodiester phosphodiesterase 1. Gene Ontology annotation, biological process: lipid metabolic process. The record is from RefSeq and is a predicted model, not a curated record. Lineage: Eukaryota; Metazoa; Chordata; Aves; Passeriformes; Pipridae. The transcript is spliced from 6 exons. Gene Ontology annotation, molecular function: phosphoric diester hydrolase activity. Bases 394 to 1059 code for a protein of 221 amino acids.
GCGGCGGCCGUGGGUCCGGCCCCGAUCCCGACCCGAUCCCGGCCCCGGCCCCGGCCCCGGCCCUGGCCCGGCCAUGCUGUGCCACGGGGACGGCCUGCUGAGCUUCCUGACGGCGCUGCUGGUGGUGGUGCUGGCGCUGAGCCGCAGCCCGGCGCUGGCGUGCCUGCUGCCGGCCGGGCUGUACGUGGCGCUGCACCUCCUGUCGCUGGAGCCGCCGGCGGCCCGGAGCGCCCAGCGCGUCCUGCAGCCCCGCGGCACCGCCGCCCGCGUCGCGCACCGCGGCGGCGCCCACGACGCGCCCGAGAACACGCUGGGGGCCAUCAGACAGCUGAGAAUGGAGCAGCGGGUGUUGAGGUGGAUGUUGAAUUUACUGCAGAUGGUGUUGCCAUUCUAAUGCACGAUGAUACAGUGGAAAGGACAACUGAUGGGUCUGGAAGACUGUGUGACUUGACUUUUGAUGAAAUUAGGAAGCUUAAUGCAUCUGCCAAACACAGGCUACGGAGCAAAUUCCCAGGUGAAAAGGUACCAACCCUGAGAGAAGGUGUUGUGGAGUCCAUGCGUCACAACCUUACAAUCUACUUUGACGUCAAAGGCCAUGCAGAUCAGGCAGUUGAUGCCCUGAAACAACUCUACCUGGAAUUUCCACAGCUGUAUGACAGCAGUAUAGUUUGUUCCUUCAUGCCAGAUGUUGUUUAUAAGAUGAGACGAGCUGACAGAAAGGUUGUGACAGCACUUACACACCGGCCCUGGCACCUGAGUCACUUGGGAGAUGGGACACGCCGUUUCCGUUCCUUCUGGAAACACUACUUGUAUGUGGGGAUGGAUAUCAUUGUGGAUUGGAGCCUACACAGUUUCUUGUGGCGACUGUGUGGGAAUUCAGCUUUCCUCGUACAGAAAAAUUUUGUUUCUCAGGACUAUGUAAGUCACUGGUCUUCAAAAGGAAUUCACGUGGUUCCCUGGACAGUGAACACGUUUGCAGAGAAAAGCUACUUAGAAAACGUCCUUGAGUGCAGCUACAUCACCGACAGCCUGGUGGAGGACUGUGACCCUCACUACUGACCCACCUUGCACUCCCUCCCCGUCCAUUCACCAUCCACAGGGCAUCCGGCAGUGCCAAUGGACCACUAUAACAAUGGUUCUGGGAAAAGGCAGAGCAGCGGUUUUUUUCUGCCUGUGGUCAAGCCUCAAAUGUAGAAAAGCCUUCUGGGGCACUGGACAGAGCUGUGGUGCAGCCACACACAGUCUGAGGGAAUUGCUGUAAUGUGAAAGAAUCGGAUUUGACAAGCAAACUGGGCCAAACCUUGUCUGUGCAGGUGGCUUUAUAAUUCUCUGACUAUUCCCUUGCUGUGUUUAAAUUCUGGUUAUAAAUUCCUAUUAGCAAUUUUUGUUGUCAAAAUUUAAAGUCAUACCUUGAUUUUAGUAAUUUUAACAGCAUGAUCUAAAACUGUAUAAUAAUUUGAGGUGGAUUUAUGGUGUCUUUAAGACAUCUACAUUGCUGUUCUUAAAACAGAACCUGAAAGUAAUGGUGCCAAAAUAGAGGGUGAGUAUAUUUCCCUCCCCUGCAUGGAAAGAUGGCUGUGCUGCAUCCUGGCAAGGAAGAAAAAGCCACCUUUCCAUGUGGAAUGUGAAGGCUAUAAGAAUUAAUAAAUAAAACUUGUUUAGCUUCUUAUCUUCCAGACUUUUUAAAAGAGCUAAGGGAGCAUAGGAAACUCUUUCUUCUAAUGACACAGCACAUGAAUGUAUUUAUUUUUAAAAGAAAGGUAUAUAUGGAGUGCUGGUAAAAGGUAGAACAAAUGGAGCUGACAUGUCUUUUUAGUUCGCUUAUUGUUUGCAUGAUUGAAGGGCACUCAAAGGGUUAUGGAAACUGUAAUCCAGAUUUAACUUGAACUCCAAAGAGUCUGCAGUUACAAUAAACAAGUAUCUGAAAGCUCAUGGGAAGGGUAUUCUUUUUGAGCCAUGCAGCAGUGCCUUGGUGUAAAAUGUCAAAAUUAGUGCAGAUUCAUGCUAUGUUCUGCCAGGGAUGAUGGAUUUUCUGGUUGUAUCUUGAGCUACAUACAAGCACAAAGAAGCACAAAGGAGGUGGUUUUCCUUGUCAGGAAGACAAGGACCUCUUCCAUUCACGUCACUCGUCCACCCUGCACUGCAGAAGCAACAAUCUCAGCCUUCUGGUGCACGUCCUAUAGCACAUGUGCAUUAUGUUCAGCUUCUGUCCAGCCACUUCAGUGAGUGCUGUAGCCUCUACUUGUUACUGCUGAGCCUGACAGGAGCUCCCCAUGUGGCCACUGAAGGGCAAAAGACUUCACAGCAAAUGGCCCUUGCUCCAAAGGUCCAGUUUUAGUUGUUGCUGGCACUGCUGAGUCACAUCCUCAGUGCAAACACCAGGCCCACAUCCAAUACUCACAGCCAGACUCCACAGCUGUACACACAGGGAAACAAUAAAAUUGAAUCUGGUCUUGCA